CCUUUUGUUCUAGGGGGUGGAGGGCAGCGGCAUACAGAGCCUGGCCGCCUGGGAGGCGACGACUGGUCCUGCAUGAGGCCGAGAAGCCACCUGUGGAUGGUUGACCUGCCUUGGGCUUAGGUAGUAGAGUCUGCAGACCUGUGGGCCUGGCCGGGAGAGGACCUCGUGAGUCUUCUGACAUGGACUCUGAAGCCUCAAACCAAGAGAGGUGUCUGUCUAUCCCUGAUAGUGGGGCAGCUUAGAGGGGUGGGGAGAACUCAGCCUGAGUUCAGUCAAGAUGUAAGUAGUAGCAAAGGGAACACGGUGCUUUCAGGUUAUUUUAUGUGGGAUUCUGUAGCUCCUGAUGAAUCCAUUCUGGGGUAAAGGAGCUUAUUCUGGAACGUGGCACCUAGAACCUGUUGCCCAGCAGGAAUUUUUGGGCUCUUUUGCCCACUUUGCCCAUGCCUGCUCUUCCCUCACCACCGCCCUUACGGACUGUCAACCCAUCCUUGUUGUGUCUCCUACACGUAGUCCCUGGAUGGUCGUCAGAUCCGUGUGGAUCACGCAGGCAAGUCUGCUCGGGGAACUAGAGGAGGUGCCUUUGGGGCCCAUGGACGUGGUCGCAGCUACUCUAGAGGUGGUGGGGACCAGGGCUAUGGGAGUGGCAGGUAUUAUGACAGUCGACCUGGAGGGUAUGGAUAUGGAUAUGGACGUUCCAGUUCCAGAGACUAUAAUGGCAGAAACCAGGGUGGUUAUGACCGCUACUCAGGAGGAAAUUACAGAGACAAUUAUGACAACUGAAGUGAGACAUGCACAUAAUAUAGAUGCACAAGGAAUAAUUUUUGAUCCAGGAUCGUCCUUCCAAAUGGCUGUAUUUAUAAAGGUUUUUGGAGCUACACUGAAACAUCUUAUUUUACAGUAUAUCAACCGGUUUUUAAAUUGAGCUGCCAAGGUAGCCAAACACCUGUCUAAUUAGACACCUCUAUCUUUUAAAAAGAAAAAAAUGUUCUGCCUGUUUAAAAUUACAUUUGUAGUAUUUUUCUUUUUACCAGUUUUUUAGUUUGAGCUCUCAGGAUUAUUGGAUCUAGCAAUAACUGGCAAGUUGGGCCAGAUUGAUUUCAAAAACUUAAUAUGUAUCCAGGGACAUUUUAAAAACCUGUACACAGUGUUUAUUGUGGUUAGGAAGCAAUUUCCAAAUGUACCUAUAAGAAAUGUGCAUCAAGCCAGCCUGACCAACAUGGCGAAACCCUGUUUCUACUAAAAAUAUAAAA
This is a messenger RNA of Saimiri boliviensis boliviensis (Bolivian squirrel monkey), 1250 nucleotides long. It is a transcript of the gene RBM3, whose product is annotated as RNA binding motif protein 3. Lineage: Eukaryota; Metazoa; Chordata; Mammalia; Primates; Cebidae. The record is from RefSeq and is a predicted model, not a curated record. Gene Ontology annotation, molecular function: RNA binding.